AGAAAAUAGAUUUACUUCCUUGAAGAUGAAAUCUAUUGCUUUGAGGUGUGAUUUUAAUGGGCAAAGAGUGUUCUAUUUGGAAAGAAAAACUGUUGACACGAGAAGGUUUCUUCAGGUUCCCGUUAAAGCACAGAUACAAACUGGCCUUAUUGGCAAAACUCCAAAGUGGUGGGAAACUGGACUGCAACCAAACAUGAAAGAAGUGGCAUCUGCACAAGACCUUGUGGACUCUCUGUUCAAUGCCGAUGAUAAACUUGUUAUACUAGAUUUCUACUCCCCUGCUUGUAUUGGCUGCAAGGCUCUUUUUCCCAAGACUUGUCAAUUGGCAAAGAUGAACCCGGGUUUGCAGUUUCUUCAGGUGAAUUAUGAGGAGCACAAAUCCAUGUGUUAUAGCCUUAAUGUCCAUGUGCUGCCCUUCUUCCAAUUCUAUCGAGGAGCUCAGGGGCGUCUAUGCCAGUUUAGCUGCACCAAUGCGACGAUCCAAAAGUUCAAGAAUGCAUUGUCCAAGAACACAAUAGAUCGAUGCAGCCUCGGGCCGGCAAAAGGUCUCGAUGAGAAGGAGCUAUUGGCAUUAGCUGUCAACAAAGACCUUUCCUUUACCUACAAACCAAAACCAGUUCAACCCAAUCCGAAUCCUGUUCCUGAAAAAGGAAGACAUCCUGGUAUCGGAAACAUGCUUAAACCCGAGAGAGAGCGAGGAGAAAACCUUGGUUGGUGUUGGGGGAUGAUGUUAGGUUUCCUUUUGAAAGACCUCGAAGGUCUUCCCCCAAAAUUGCCAUUGUAG
Messenger RNA from Hibiscus syriacus, 784 nucleotides. Its product is annotated as thioredoxin-like 1-1, chloroplastic. The record is from RefSeq and is a predicted model, not a curated record. Bases 26 to 784 code for a protein of 252 amino acids. The transcript is spliced from 4 exons. NCBI's taxonomy places the organism in Eukaryota, Viridiplantae, Streptophyta, Magnoliopsida, Malvales, Malvaceae. Gene Ontology annotation, biological process: cell redox homeostasis.